Mycotypha africana is the source of this 1269-nucleotide messenger RNA. RefSeq names its product Metallo-dependent phosphatase-like protein. Gene Ontology annotation, molecular function: protein serine/threonine phosphatase activity. The coding region runs from base 1 to 1269 and encodes 422 amino acids. Gene Ontology annotation, cellular component: cytoplasm; nucleus. Lineage: Eukaryota; Fungi; Mucoromycota; Mucoromycetes; Mucorales; Mycotyphaceae. The transcript has 5 exons. The record is from RefSeq and is a predicted model, not a curated record.
AUGGGAAACCAUCAUUCAAAACAUAAACUACGCACUAUCCAGAAAUCAGCGUCUCGAGGACUGGCGAAUAAUAGUAAAGAGUCUUUCCCAGAACAAUAUAAUAAUAGCAUACAGCCAAACAAUGGCCACUAUAGCGACAGAUAUCAGCAUUAUCAACACCCUGCUCCAGCUAGCACAAUUACAGCGACAGAUAUAUAUUAUACUUCGAAAGGCAGCAACCGAUAUUCAACAGAAAGUGACGAAUAUGAAGAAUAUGACACAUCUAAAAGCAACGUCAGUAACAACGUAUUAUCACAGCAGCAGCAAGAACAAUUCAACGUUGAUUCUUGUAUUGAACGACUUAGCGCCGUGGGAUUGAAGAGAAGCAUAAAAAGACAACUGUGCUUAAGCCAAAGCGAAGUGAUAAUACUAUGUCAAUAUUGUUUCGAUUUAUUUUUGAGUCAACCAGCCUUAUUAGAGCUAGAAGCAGGCGUCAAAAUAGUAGGAGACAUUCACGGGCAGUACUAUGAUUUAAUGCGUUUAUUUCAAAUGAGUGGGUUCCCACCAUCUGCAAAUUAUCUGUUUCUUGGCGAUUAUGUGGACCGCGGAAUGUACAGCUUGGAAACCAUCUUACUAUUGCUCUGUUUUAAGCUGAAAUAUCCCAACAAUUUCUUUUUAUUAAGAGGCAAUCAUGAGAGUGCAGAUGUGACAAGAGUCUACGGAUUUUAUGAUGAAUGUAAAAGACGUUUCAAUGGCGGCGUAAAAAUAUGGAGACAUUUUGUUGAUGUUUUCAAUUCAAUGCCUAUCGCUGCCGUAGUAGGAGGUCGCAUCUUUUGUGUUCAUGGAGGGCUAUCACCUUACUUGAAUUCCAUGCAACAGAUUAAUUCAAUACAACGACCAAUAGAUAUACCAGAGGAAGGACUUCUCAAUGAUUUACUCUGGUCCGAUCCAAGUGACGCCUUUUCGGACUGGAGUGAAAAUGAUCGAGGUGUAUCUGUUUGUUUUGGCGCAAGAAAUGUUGAUCAAUUCUUGAAUAGAUUUGACCUAGAUUUGAUAUGUCGGGCGCACAUGGUUGUAGAAGAUGGUUAUGAGUUUUUUAAUAAUAGAAAGCUAGUAACAAUCUUCAGUGCGCCAAACUACUGCGGCGAUUUUGAUAACUAUGGCGCUGUUAUGACAAUAGCACCAGAUCUACUAUGUAGCUUUGAACUGUUACCGCCAGAAGAUAAAUUAAUGACAGAGGAGCAGAAACAGAAGCGAAUCAGUGCUUACAAUUCAUCAGUGAAAUUAUGA